AUGCUGAUGUUUCCGCACCUUUGCCGAUUCAAUGAGUCUCUGAGGGGGACACGUAUUUCUCGAUUUCGUCAUAUGUGCAAGCAUUUGUCAACCUCUUCGCUGAGGGCCUCAUCUAUCGCGAGUUAUUUUGCUGAGCUGAAGACUCGAGGGCUGGUGCGAUUGGCGUAUCCUUCAAAUCUUGAUACUGAUUUCAAUGCAGAGUUAAAGGCCUCAUCUAUCGCGAGUUAUUUUGCUGAGCUGAAGACUCGAGGGCUGGUGCGAUUGGCGUAUCCUUCAAAUCUUGAUACUGAUUUCAAUGCAGAGUUAAACGAGCGAUUGAAUGAUUUCUUUUUUAGAGCACUGCCUCCUGCUGUCUACGCCGGUUUUGAUCCUACCGCUCAAAGCCUCCACAUUGGCAAUUUAUUAAUUGUAGUUAACCUCUUGAGAAGUGCGCAGUUUGGUGUGCGGCCAAUUGCUAUCGUUGGCGGCGCUACUGCAGCAAUUGGAGACCCGAGUGGAAGGUCUACUGAACGUGAGGCUCAAGACAAGGAUCAAUUGGUGGAAAAUACUGAGGCGAUUACCGUUCAGUUGAAAAACAUUGCUUGUAAUGUACUGAAGGAGGAAAUCACGGUGGUUGACAACAAUGAGUGGUUCAAGGAGAUGUCAAUGGUGGAUUAUUUGAGAAAUUGUAAGCAACUACGCGUCGGUGAAAUGCUUCGGAUGGGAGCUAUAAAGGCCCGCUUAGAGGACAGUGGAAUUUCCUUCACAGAAUUCAGUUACCAAACGAUGCAGGCGUACGAUUGGGCCAUGAUGGUGAAGAAAUAUGACUGCAGGUUUCAGAUUGGUGGCUCUGACCAGUUGGGUCACUUGGAUAUUGGUGCUCAUUACAUCAAAAGAACAUGCGAAGGGACAUUUGCGGCAGGUGUUUGCUUACCAUUGGUGACAGAUAGUGCUGGAAAUAAGUUGGGGAAAUCAGAAGGUGGAGGUGACGUUUGGCUCAGUGCAGAAUUGACAUCGCCUUUUCACUUUUAUCAAUUCCUUCGUCAGCUACACGAUACAGAAGCUGAGCAAAUGUACAAGCAAUACAGUUUGGCUCCAUGGGAAGAUGUGCUGCAGAAGAUCGACGAACAUCGUUCAAAUUUGGGGAAAUGGAUUGCACAGGAUGCGCUUGCUACUGAGCUCACUCAGAUCGUGCACGGAGACGAAGGAUUGCGCACUGCUCAGCGAUGUUCUAGAGCACUCUUUCAAGGUUAUUUUUUACAGCUGUGUAAAGUUCGUGUACAAAAUUGA
Molecule: messenger RNA, 1269 nt
Organism: Ostertagia ostertagi
Lineage: Eukaryota; Metazoa; Nematoda; Chromadorea; Rhabditida; Trichostrongylidae
Source: the annotation of a GenBank genome assembly